AUGUUCAGAAACACCGCCAGAUCUUUCUCCAACUCCGCUAGAGCCUUGGGUACCAAGGUGUUCAUCACGCCAUCCAUUAACGGUGUCAAGCAGAACCCAAUCAAGUUCGAGUUGUACGACGAGGUUGUGCCAAAGACCGCUGAGAACUUCAGAGCAUUGUGCACUGGUGAGAAGGGUUUUGGCUACGCCAAGUCCAUUUUCCACAGAGUCAUCCCUAACUUCAUGUUGCAAGGUGGAGACUUUGAGACCGGAAUGGGGUACGGAGGUAAGUCCAUUUACGGAGGAAAGUUCAAUGAUGAGAACUUUGACAAGAAGCACACCAAGCCAGGUUUGUUGUCCAUGGCAAAUGCUGGUCCAAACACCAAUGGCUCGCAGUUCUUCAUCACCACUGUGCCAUGCCCUUGGUUGGACGGUGCCCACGUUGUUUUUGGUGAGGUUAUUGAGGGGCUUGACGUUGUUAAGGCUAUCGAGGCUCAGGGAUCCAACAGCGGCCAGACCAAGAGCGCCAUUGUGAUUGAGGAGUGCGGAGAGGUUAAGGAUUAA
This is a messenger RNA of Sungouiella intermedia, 543 nucleotides long. The record is from the annotation of a GenBank genome assembly. Lineage: Eukaryota; Fungi; Ascomycota; Pichiomycetes; Serinales; Metschnikowiaceae.